Messenger RNA from Anopheles arabiensis, 2498 nucleotides. RefSeq names its product ankyrin repeat and LEM domain-containing protein 2 homolog. Gene Ontology annotation, biological process: negative regulation of phosphorylation. Gene Ontology annotation, cellular component: endoplasmic reticulum. Bases 539 to 2008 code for a protein of 489 amino acids. Lineage: Eukaryota; Metazoa; Arthropoda; Insecta; Diptera; Culicidae. Gene Ontology annotation, molecular function: protein phosphatase 2A binding. The transcript has 4 exons. The record is from RefSeq and is a predicted model, not a curated record.
UCAAGCGCAAGCAGGCACGUCGCGGCUGCCCUUAACCGUGCGUGAUCAGGCUCGGAACGUUCGCAACAAGCAUCCAGCAUCUGCCAGCCGGGGCCAGGGCCGGCACAAUUGGCUUGCGUGGCAGGAUGUGGUGUAUCGGUUUGCUCCCCUCGUUCGUGUUCGUUCCGUCGUUCGACGCAGCUGCAAGGCCGGCCGAUUGCGGACCUGCGGCACGUAUCACGGGAGCAAAGUGUUGAACGAUCCACCAGCCCGCCCUUGCCAAAGGGGGAUGCAAACGAGAAAAGUGGCCCAGGUACCGAGGUUCAGUAUUGUUCCAGCUUUUGCCCGUGCCACGAGUCCGGCAGUGGAAGCCAACACAGUGUGUCGCGUCGUGCACAAGUGUUCCACUGAGUCUGUGUGUGUAUGUGUUUGAGUGAGACUUUUUUUCGUUCAUCCCUAUCGUGCGCCCGUUGUGCAGUUUGUGUUCCAUAUCUCUGUCUCUGUGCGUUUGAGUUUUUGUUUUUGUGCUUUGCAAACAAGUGUUAGCCCGACGAACAUCAUGUCGUUUUAUGCGCUUGUGCACGCUGAAGGAGAGCCAAGCUCGUUCGACCAGAAGGAGGAAGCGCUGGCCGCCCUGCGCGAAUCCCAGGAGGGGCAGCUUCUACCGUUCCAGGACAAACCAUCGCUGGACAACUUUCUGGCCAAUCCGACGGACGGGUGCGAGGCGUGCCGCGGGCUGCCGGGCAACGCGACCCAACCAGUCAUCACGUACGAUACGCCGUCGCCAUCGCUGCAGCAACGGUUCACCAAGGCGGUUAGGAUGGGUGACUUGGGACAGGUGAGCAGCCUGGUCCGCCAGGUGCCCGGGCUGCUGAUCGACAGCACGGCCCAUCCGCGCCGGUUCGCUGCCGAGCGGCUGAACGCGCUGCACAUUGCCGCCCGGUUCGGUGCGAACCAGGUUGGCGAGUUCAUCCUCGCGAUGGUCGCGUCCGGCGCGAUCGCCAAGGUGUACGCGGGCCGACGGGGCACCGUCCCGGACGCGGCCGUGCUGACCGUCCAGCUGCUCGACGACUAUCUGAACGGGGUGGAGAUGGACGCGGCCGAGACGCCGCUCCACCUCGCGGCCAAGUACGGCUGGAAGCCGAUGGUGCGCAUCCUGGUGGCCUACCCGCAGUGCGAGAUGAAGCGCAACAGCAGCGGCCAGUUCCCGCAGGACCUGGUGUGCGAGAGUGCCACCCCGGAGCGCAACACGCACGAGUGCCGGCGGGCCAUCGACAAGCUGCUGCGUGACUCGUACUUCGUGCCGCUGAUACGCACCGAGUCCAACGUCGAGCUGCCGUACAUUGGCGAGCCGUUCGCGCGCCGCCACCUACCCGACCUGGGCAACGCGGGCACGAUCCGGAAGUUGCGGUUCCUGCGCAUCAUCACCGCGUUCGCCGGGCCGAUGACGUUGAGCGAGGCGCAAGCCUUCCGGCGGGAGUGGAAGACGCCGCCCCGCGUGCUCGUGCAUGCGGAUGCGCGGCCCGGCGCACCGACCAGCAGCUACCAGUACCGGUGCGAGCUGACCGGCCGGCUGUACGAUCGGGCCCACCGUCACCAGGCGGCCGGGAUCGGCGAGCGUGUAUUUCGCCGAGCGCACGUCGACUGCGCGCUGGAGCGCAUCGGCCGUUCGCUCGCCCGUACCAAGGGCGUCGAGUGGAAGGAGUACUGGACGUUCCUGGGCGCCUACCAAAACCUGAGCGACAUCCAGGCACUGGCGAUCUUCGAGCAAUAUCUCGAACGGCAGGUGGCGGUGGCGCGCGCCUGCCCGGACCACGAUCCGGUCGCGAUCGGCGGCAAGCAGACGCAUCCGCAGAACCUGUGGGCGCUCUGCGCACUGCGCAACGUGUCGUACGAUGAGAGCACCUACCGGUUGGUGAGCCGCUGGCAGCGCAAGAUGCACAUCCUCUAUGCGGCGCUGCUGGACCAGGACGGGGCCGAUGCGAAAUCGCCCAACCCGAUCGCGAACGUGGGCCGCAUCUCGUCCUAGGCGGUUGAGCCUGUUUUGAACUAUUAUCGAAUUUGCUGCAGCUGUGCAGCGCUUUUGGAAGAUUUAUUUGUUCUUUAUAUUAUGUUUUACAUUACUUCCUUCAUUCAUAUCGAUAAAUUGAGCGUUAUAUUCUAUAAAGCCAAGGGAAAGAUUGAAAUGCAAUCAAAGCACAGUGAAUGAAGGCAGUAGAGCACAGUGGCUUACCUUUAUACGCACAACAUACUUGCGGAACAAAGUUUAUGAAUGUUUUGAAAAUCUUAAAUCGUUUAUUUCUUUAACAUAUAAAUUAUUUUCUGAUAUUUUUUUCUGAUAAUUUACUUAAUAAAAAGAUGAAAAAAAAAACAAAAAAAAAAUAGAGAUGUAAACAAUGCACAAACUAUUUACUGCACACGGAACGCUAGUGGUUGCUAAGCGAGCAAUCGAAUAAAAACAUAGCAUCUAAUAUCGCACCUCAUACUUUGCUUGUUUCAAUAAAGCAUACACACAGCGA